Linnemannia hyalina is the source of this 3639-nucleotide messenger RNA. The record is from the annotation of a GenBank genome assembly. NCBI's taxonomy places the organism in Eukaryota, Fungi, Mortierellomycota, Mortierellomycetes, Mortierellales, Mortierellaceae.
AUGCAAGCAACGGCAGAGUCAGCAACAGCAGCACGAUCAAGGCGUAAAGAAACGGGUGGUAGCACAAGAACAACUACGACGACGACACCCAGCAAACCACGGUUCUCGCUCUCGACGGUCGUCAACCCACGCGCUCAAGUGCACUCUGCUGGAACAGCGACUCGCGAGGCGGCGGUCGCCGUUCCUAAGGAUGUUUCGACAAAGACAACAACUGCACGGUCGUCUAGGACGGCCAAGGAAAGUGUCGCUACUCCACGAGCGACAAAGUCAACCACAUCGAGCCUAGGAGGACAUGUACAGCCAACUACCAAAUCGGUCUCAACUACACGGAUAUCGAAAUCGAGGUCACCUACAACUAUUACCACAACCACCACCACGACUACUCGCAGGGUCGCAUUGACCACCAUCACUAUGGGACCACACCAUGAUCGAGAACAUCGCAAAUUGGCAACUGCUAAUGCCUCUGCUGCUGCUGCCAGUGCUCUCUCAGCAAAGACGUCAAGCAGCAGCAGGAAGGAGCGGACUACAAGAGCCAGCAAUUUGGCGCCGGGAACAGCAGGAGUAGGAAGAGCCACAAUGAGUCGGGGGGGAGGACGUCAGACUGGAGUGGAACCAACUGUUGAGCACACCAAUGCCAUUACCAUUCCUACGACUGCUGGACAUAACGACGACAAGAAUGCGACGACGCAGCAACCAACAACGACCACCACCACCACCCUUCUCCCUGCGCUGCAAAUGAAAGGAGAGGAGGAGUCUGUCCAGGACAUAACCUCCACACCUAUAAGAGUCGCAAUCAACAGCCUAUCCGCAAAACCAUCGUCUCCCUCUUCACCCCCGCAAGCAGCGUCAACGGAGAUCCCGCAUACUCUCAGCUCACCCAUCAGCUCACCCAUCAGCUCACCCACUAUCGCCGCAUCACGCCCAAAAACCCCACCACCGCCAUAUCAGGCCGCCAUCCUCCACAACACGCCAUCUUCAGACAUUGUUUGCCAGACCCCGGACAUGCCCUCCAUCACCGCUUGCAGUCCUACUAAGGAAUCGGCACCCAUUAUUCAGGAACGGGACGAGCACACGGAGGUAUAUCUUGCAAUGCCUCCAGCUGUCAUGGCGACUCCUUUGUCUAAGACUGAGGCGUGUCCCGUUGCCGGCAGCGCGCAGAGUCCAAGGAUCGCGAAAUCUAUGACUGCGACUACAGUCGUCUCUGCGCCCCCGACUUUUCUGUCAGGGACCCCAAGGAUCUUCAGAGUCAUGCGUGAGACGAGUAGUCCACGAGUGUUGGGCGUCCAGCAGCAGCAGCCAAGAUUGACUUCUCAGAGCGAGAUCAAAGCAGGACGAGACCAGGAGCGACCAGCCGAAGUUCCAACAACACCUGUUCCUACAACCAUGGACAGAACCAAGUCCGAAGACCUCGCCGCUGAGGAACCAACGGAGAUAUGUUCCACUCUGCUCACCACCUUAACUCCUACCACUAUUUCCGACCUUGUGGGCGUCGGGGAGGCCCCAAAACCGCAACCUCAACCGUUCAGGAAGAACAUCUGGAAUGGCCGGAUGGACAAGUUCACCAAAACGUGGAGCAUACCACUCUCCCACGAGGAAUCCAUUCCAACAGCACAGGGGAACGCACCAGCCAGGACCGGGAUUUUGGCCGCCAUGGGGGCCAGCGUCUCGAGGGCAUCCCUGACGAAGGUCAAGGACCCUGCGGUCAUGCGCGACUUGAUGGUGCUUGCCAAGGAGCGGAGAGCUUCGCGGACUCUUUGUGAUGGUGUGGCAGAGGAUGGAGCGUCUGGAUUUCGAUCUGCUAAUAGUGAUGGGAACCAGUUCCGGGAUAGGAGUAGGAUGCAGUUUGAGCAUGGGAACGAUAAUGAUAAUGACACACCUACCACCACCACCAACUUUACGACCAACCACAACAACACCUGCAACUCACUCUCCACCUCAGCGCCCUCGGGAAAGAUCACAUUCGAGGACAAGAAGGCGUUCCUCAAGACCCAAGAGAUGCGCAGGCGAAGCAACCUGCACAGAAGCCGUUCCUUCAACACCGUCGAUCUACCCUAUUGCCCUUUUCCUUCUUCACCAUCCCCAGCACCAGCGCAGGAUUCACUCUCGAUCGACACACGCCCAGGAUUCCCUUGGAAGGGUCGUGCAGCCACAGCCACCCCACCCAUCCCGGCAAUGUCAGUCACCAUCCCCCUCAAAGUCGCGACAGUCCUCCAGGGGAUGGGGUACCCCAUCAACAACACCAAAAAUACAUCGGCAUUAUCGCCACUCUGCUCCUCCCCCUCCCCAUCGCCAUCUCCUACAUGGUCCACACCCUCGACUCCACGCAUCAUCCCUUCCUCUCACUCCCUUUCUUCCAUCUCUUCAUUCUCGUCCGCUUCCACUGCCUCUUCUUCGGUGUCUUCGAUGUCUUCAGCGAGCUCGGCGAGUUCAAAGACGUUACCGUUAUCGUUCCCAGAUCGGUUGUUCCAAGCUCGGUCUCCUUCUUCUUCUGCAGGUGGAGCCCCUGUAGCGACGAUGCCGCGGUCGUUCUCGCCGCGCCCUGUCAGAGCGACUUCUAUCACUGGAGCAUCAGGACCUUCUUCUUACUACUCCACUCAGACCUACAACAAUCACCAAACACCACCACAAUCGUCGACAAUGUUACCUUCCCUCCCCUCGCCUGCAUUGUCACUCGCAGUUCAAGAACGACAGCAUGUCUCGAACCGAUCUGUGGAGGGGUACUUCAAACCACGCCUAUUCUCGGGAAGUCGAUCUGAAGAUGAGCAGCAGGUGCGGCAGCAUGCCCUACGACCUUUCGAAAGGGCACUCGUUCAACAACAACAACAACAACAACAAAACAAACUGACCCCACCCCAACGCGCGGCGGCAGCAGGAGUGCAUGCACUAUGGUCAAGCUCAGCCAUCAAAUCCAACAGCAUGCCACAACUCCUCCCUCCACCACUAUCCCCUUCACUUUCCUCCCCAUCAUCUCUCUCGAUCACAGACCAGGAAGACAACACCACCGACUCGGACCGCGAAAGAAGAGUUCGCGAACGAAGUGCCUCCACAACUUCAAUCGACCGACCGUUUUUCACAGAACAAGUCUACAGCAGCCAAUACUCUCAGGAAGACCAACAUUCUUGUUUGACGACGACUCUGCCAGUGACACAAGAUAUCUCCUUCUUGACAAAACGACUCGCGAACCUCCAGCUCAUGGACUCCCUCUGUCCUGUCUCCACUCCAACCCCCACACAGCACCUCCUACCCCAGCAGCAGCAGCAACAGCAACAGCAGCAGCGGCAAGGAGGCAUGGAUGCGACAUGGGCAAUGCAGAUCCAACUAUUGCUCACCCAUCUCGCAGAACAAACUGACCUUGAACAAGAAUCCAGACUGCGCCCACUCCCACCACCACCACGCCCCCACUCUCUCCUCCUUCCCGAAGAAGAACCCGAAGCUGGCCAAAAGAAGAAGGUUAACAGUGUGGGCGUGUACAAGCAAGUGUUGACAGACUGGCUCCUCCGCCUGGACCAACUCUCUACGAUCACAUCUCCAUCCACGGGGAGUUCGUUGUACAAUGACCAUCUAGGACUGAAGCGCGAGGUCGAAAAGAUCCGUUGGCAGCAUAACGUCCCCUCAAAGCCCAACAACAGAUCAAAAUAA